GGUGCUUCGUCUUGCACACCGGACCUCAGAUACAGACUGCCAAGAUGGCUUCUCCUUCAUUGAAAGAGAAGCUGGACAAAAUCCGGUCUCCAAAUCUGCAGAGCCAAAAGCAGACCGCCAGUAUUCUCGAGGGUGUCGAGUCUGCCCUCAAGGAACGCAACACCGAGCCCACCCCUACCGCCUAUUUUGCCGCACUCCUCAGCCUCCUCGACAACAAGACACUCGCACACCCCGUCGUCUAUCUCCUCGAUGUCAUCACACCUUUCGCACCCGAACCCCUCCUACGUGCCAAGUUCACCCAGAUCCUCACCCUACUUGCGCCAGUAUUGUCCCAGCCCGACGCCGAUGCGCCCCUGAUUAGAUCGUCAAUUGGUUGCCUGGAGGGCUUGUUGCUGGCCCAGGAUGCGGCAGCAUGGGAGAUGAGCGCUGCCGUGAUCGGCCCCCGCCGUGCGGUAGGCGGCCUGUUGAGUUUUUCCCUCGACCCCCGCCCGAAGGUGCGCAAGAGGGCGCAGGAAGCCCUGAGGAAUAUCCUCAAGAGCCCCCCGCCGAGCCCCUCCCUCGACCACCCCGCCGCCGCCAUGUGCGCCGAGACCGCCAUCAUGAGCCUGAACGCAGUGGCAGAGAAGGCCGCCCAGCUGAGGAAGGAGAAGAAGGGCUCCGAGGCCGUGCACGACCCGGAGCUGAUCCACGCGCUGCAGCUGGUCAAGACCGUUGCGUCGGCCAGCGGCGGAUGGCCGAGCAAGAAGAUUGAGUCGCUUUGCGAGCUUCUCCUUGGCAUUGCCCGGUCCGGAAACGAGCACAUGAGCAUGUCGGUGUUCGAUAUUUUCGAGAUGAUUUUUGAGGGCAUGGCAGACGACGUUGCUUCGGCCAAGCUGCCGAGGCUACUCGAGAUCAUCAAGGAGCUGCGCCCGGCUCCCAACGAUACCCAACUACUUCCCCCUUGGAUCGCGAUCGUAUCCAGAGCCUACGAUGUUUCGGCACAGAUUUCGCCUGAGGAGACGUUCCAGGAACUUCUAGAGCCGUUUAACAUGGCGGCGGGGUAUCUCGAGUCCGAGGUCAAGAACAUCCGGAUCUCGGCCUCGGAGUGCUUGGUGUCGUUUAUGGCGAACUGUGUCCCGAGACAGGUGUUGGUGGACCCAUCAAUAUACGACGAGAAGGUCAUUCAACAACUGGUGAACACGGUGGAGGGCCUUCUCACUGUGAAGUACCAAGCAGCGUGGCUCGAGACUUUCAACGUCAUCGGUGCCAUGUUUGACGCCCUGCGCUGGAGAGCGGCACCCUAUCUCCUUGCCAUAACGAAGAGCAUCGGCGAGAUGCGCGGCAACGAUUCGUUUGCCGGAAAACAGGAGGCCGACGAAGUGCUUGGGAAGGCAAUUCGAGCCAUGGGCCCGGAGGCGGUUUUGGGAGUGUUGCCCCUAAACUUGACCAAGCCGGCGAGAGGCCAGCCGGGGAGGGCGUGGAUGCUGCCACUCUUGCGCGACUACACGUCAAAUACCAACCUCGCCUACUUCAAGACCGAAUUUGUACCGUUGAGCGCGGCCAUGUUCCAACGUGUGCUAGACCACGGUGACGCUGCGAAGACGAUGGAGAUAAAGAUCUUCGAGACAGUUGUGCAACAAAUUUGGUCCAUUCUCCCGGGAUUCUGCGAUUUGCCGCUGGACCUCGUGGAGGCGUUCGACAAGGAGUUUGCCGAGAUGUUGACAAGUCUGCUCUAUGAACAAGUCGAGCUGCGUCUGGAUGUCUGCCGUGCCCUCAAGGCGCUCGUGGAGUCUAACCAGGCUGUUGUUGCCUUGGAGACGGAGGAAGAAGACCCUGUCCUGCACAGCAGGGUCACCAAGGAGGCGGCGCAGAAGAACCUUGAGUACCUCGGGACUGCAUUCUCUGCCGACUUCCUUGCGGUUCUCUUCAACGUUUACAGCACGACCCUGCCCCAGAAGCGGGGCCCGGUUCUGCAAACCAUCAAUGCCUACCUCAGCGUCAUCCCGCCGGCGCGGCUCAUGGAGACGUUCGACCUCGUGUGCGAGAAGCUGGCUGCGGCUCUCCAAGAACCUGUCGAGAAGCCCAAGAACCAGCAGGGCGGCGAACAGGUGCCUUCUACCGCCCACACGCUGAUGGACCUUGUCGUCACCAUGUCCAUCUAUCUACCAAGGGAGAGCUUUGAGGCUCUAUUCAGGAUCGCGUCACUCGUGGUCUUCAAGGACGACGACCCGCAACUUCAGAAGAAAGCCUACAAGAUGAUUCCGCGGCUAGCAGAUUCGGAGAUUGGCAAGGCUGCUCUUGAGCAAAGGCACCCCGAGCUCCAGAGCCUCAUCCUGUCGAGUGCCGAGAAGGUGUCUGCGCCCGCCAGGCGAGAGCGUCUUGCCGCGAUUACGGCGCUGAUCCCCUUCAUCCCUCACACGUCACUCCACUUCAUUCCCGCUGUCCUCUCCGAAGUCGUCAUCAGCUGCAAGGAGAACAAUGAGAAGGCUCGGACAACGGCCUUCGACCUUCUUGUUCUAAUGGGCCAAACCAUGGUUGCCGCGGACGGAGCACUAAUCGACAACAGCAAGGUACCGAACAUGCCUAAGGAUGCGCCGACGGCCAAAGCCUCGGUCGAGGAGUACUUCACCAUGGUCAGUGCCGGUCUCGCAGGCAGCACGCCCCACAUGAUCUCAGCAUCCAUCACCGCCAUCACCCGCGUCCUCUACGAGUUCCGGGAGCUGCUGAGCAAAGAGACCAUGUCAGACUUGGUGCAGACAAUGGACCUCUUCCUCACCUCCAACAAUCGCGAGAUCGUCAAGAGCGUACUGGGCUUCGUCAAGGUGUGCGUCAUCAGCCUGCCGGCCGAGCUCAUGCUCCCGCGCCUCCCGACCCUGAUUCCCAACGUCAUGGUCUGGAGCCACGAGCACAAGGGCCACUUCCGCUCCAAAGUUAAGCACAUCCUCGAGCGCAUGGUCCGCCGCUUCGGUGUGGACACGGUCAACAAGCACUGCCCGGAGGCCGACCGCAAACUCAUCACCAACAUCCGCAAGACCAAGGAGCGCAGCAAGCGCAAGAAGGAAGCGGCCAAGGAGGGUGGCGGCGGCGGCGACGACUCGGACGGCGAGGGCAGGCGCAAGAGCCGGUUCGAGAACGAGUACGACCAAGCCCUAUACAGCAGUGAGGACGAGGACGGCGGCGGCAACGAGUCGGACCAGUCGGACGACUCGGACGCCGAGAUGACGGGCCGCCACCGGCAGAACCGUGGCCGCGGCGGCGCCGCCCACAAGGGCGCCAACGCCUACAUCCUCGAGGACGAGGCCGAGCCGCUCGACCUGCUCGACCGCAACGCCCUCGCCAACAUCUCCACCACCAAGCCCGGCCGCCUGCGCAAAGACGGCACGGGGAAGCGCAUGAAGGCCAAGACCGACGUCGACGGGAAGCUGAUCCUCGGUGGGGACGAGGACGCCGGUGGUGCGAUGGAUAUCGACGCGCCUGCUGGUGCGGCCGGUGGUGUUGCUGGUGAGGAGGAGAGCGGGGUCGGUGCCUACGUGGCUGCGCUACGGGGCAAGGAUGCGCCGCGUCGCGGGCAGCGCGGGAAGCUCAAGUGGAGCCGCGGGCGGAAGGGUGGGGAUGAUGAUGAUGAGAGCGAUGAUGGUGGUGGGAUGGAUGUCGAUGAGGGUGCUGCGGCGAAGGCGUUCAGGGAUAACAAGCGUGGGGGUGACCGUAGGGGAGGUAGCGGUGGAGGAAGGGGGAGAGGCGGCGGCGGACGCGGUGGAAAGGGGGGGAUUGCGGCUGCUUCCGGGCGGAGGGGCUUGGGGCAGGAACGGCAGAGGGGGUCUGCUACGCAUGGGAGUCGGGUUAAUAAGGGCGGUAACAGGCGG
Molecule: messenger RNA, 3842 nt
Organism: Chaetomium fimeti
Lineage: Eukaryota; Fungi; Ascomycota; Sordariomycetes; Sordariales; Chaetomiaceae
Product: NUC173 domain-containing protein
Exons: 3
Source: RefSeq, a predicted model, not a curated record